GUCACUGUCAGCCGCUGUUUGCGACACGACGACAGUCAUAUUUUAUUUGCAGCCUUUGGUCAAAACAGACGCUUUAGGUAUAUAUUGUCGUGUUCGUGGAGUAACGCUGAGAGUCGAGUCCAAGCUAACGAGUGACAAGAAGAGACGUUCCGCUGAUCAACAUGGCUUCAUAUCAGAUGGCGUUGCUGGCGGUGGUGGCCCUGUCGCUGCUGGCGCAGACCGCUGUUGCUGCCCCCUCUGCUGCAGCUGCGGCUGCUGCCUCUCCAGCGGCCAGCCCUUGGGGCUCGUGGUGGCAGCGCUGGCAGACGGACGAGUGCCCGGGGCCCGGCGCCUUCCCGGACACCUCGGACGCCUGCUCGCCCGUCUUCCGCAUCUGCGUCUACAUGGGACCCGUGCGCGGACUGCAGCCUAUCCCCAAGUCCUGCCCCGCCGGAUUCGUCUUCAACGUCGUCACCGGCUGCACCUUCAAGCAGGAGUGCUUCCAGAAGCUUUACCCCCAGGCGGCUGCCGGCUGGACUGCUUAGCUCGGAAAUCUCCAGACCCACUAAAGCCCGUGGAGAACUCUGCCCACUACGAAAACGCAAGGAUAGAAACCUCAGUCAGACUUUGCACAUAGCGUCUGUAACAACAGAACAAGUACUAUAGUACUCUGGCAACCUCAUGCCACACUAGAGUUUUUCCGUAUUAGUCACGUUCUGCUCCUCAUUCUCAUAUAUUCUUAUCUUCCAGAAAUUGACACUUUGCUGCACAUAUCCGUAGAAACGGUAGCUUUUCUCCUAAUGGAGCCACCUUUCUUCAUAUAUCUGUGUAACUUGCUCCGAUGAAAAUGAUGGCAAUAAAGUUAAAUCAAACCUUAUAAA
Schistocerca nitens (vagrant locust) is the source of this 860-nucleotide messenger RNA. RefSeq lists its product as uncharacterized. The transcript is spliced from 2 exons. Lineage: Eukaryota; Metazoa; Arthropoda; Insecta; Orthoptera; Acrididae. The record is from RefSeq and is a predicted model, not a curated record. Gene Ontology annotation, cellular component: extracellular region. Bases 162 to 524 code for a protein of 120 amino acids. Gene Ontology annotation, molecular function: chitin binding.